AUGUCCUACGACCCAAGGGAGCAUUUCCAGCAGAUCCAGCGGACACUGCAGCAGCGUCGAGGCCAAGGCUUCGGAGGGCUGCCCGGCGGAGGCGGCGCUGCAGGGCGAGGAAUCGUCGCUUUGGUUGGUCUAGGUAUUGCUGGCGUCGUUAUCUCAAAUUCCCUCUUCAACGUGGAUGGUGGCCACCGUGCGAUCAAGUACAAGAGAAUAUCAGGUGUAGGGAAUGAGAUCUACAACGAAGGCACACAUAUCCGCCUACCCUGGUUCGAGACACCCAUCGACUACGAUGUCCGAGCAAAGCCACGGAAUGUCGCAUCUCUGACGGGCACGAAGGACUUGCAGAUGGUCAACAUCACAUGCCGUGUUCUUUCAAGACCUCGAGUCGAGGCACUACCACAAAUCUACCGCACAUUGGGCACCGACUACGACGAACGCGUGCUUCCCUCUAUUGUCAACGAGGUGCUCAAGUCCGUGGUGGCCCAGUUCAACGCCAGUCAGCUCAUCACACAGCGAGAGAAUGUUGCCCGACUGGUCAGAGACAACCUUACAAGAAGAGCCGCCCGGUUUAAUAUCAUGCUUGACGAUGUUUCGUUGACACAUCUCUCAUUUUCACCCGAGUUCACGGCUGCUGUCGAAGCUAAGCAGGUUGCCCAGCAGGAGGCCCAGAGGGCGGCCUUCUUGGUCGACCGAGCCAGACAAGAGAAGCAAGCAACCGUUGUCCGCGCACAGGGUGAGGCCAGAUCGGCAGAGCUGAUCGGCGAUGCCAUCAAGAAGAGCAGAAGUUAUGUCGAACUCAGACAGAUUGAGAACGCCCGCAAUAUUGCUACGCUUCUGCAAGAGGCGGGUGGCAAGAACAAGCUGUAUCUUGAUGCGCAGGGUCUUGGGCUCAACGUCGGUGCUGGCGAGUUCGAGGGUUCAUCAAAGAAGUAA
Molecule: messenger RNA, 930 nt
Organism: Cladophialophora yegresii CBS 114405
Lineage: Eukaryota; Fungi; Ascomycota; Eurotiomycetes; Chaetothyriales; Herpotrichiellaceae
Exons: 3
Coding region: 1-930 (309 amino acids)
Biological process (GO): mitochondrion organization
Cellular component (GO): membrane; mitochondrion
Source: RefSeq, a predicted model, not a curated record